Biomphalaria glabrata is the source of this 4110-nucleotide messenger RNA. Its product is annotated as baculoviral IAP repeat-containing protein 2-like. The record is from RefSeq and is a predicted model, not a curated record. The coding region runs from base 559 to 1440 and encodes 293 amino acids. Lineage: Eukaryota; Metazoa; Mollusca; Gastropoda; Planorbidae. The transcript is spliced from 7 exons.
AAUCCCAAUCAAUAAGUAGCUUCAACAAGGAAAGUAACUCAGCUUACAUGAUUUUUAAAAGACUAAUGUUAAAGGGGAAGUAACAUAUAAAAUUAAAAUAUGGAUCUGGGUUUCAAAAAUGUCAGCUGUGUACAAGAAACAUUUAAUUUCAGAAGUAUUGAAGUAUUUUGAAAAAAGAUCUUGCAAAAUAUUAUUGAAUAUUGUUUGUAAAUAUCAAGGAAAAAAAAUAGACUAAACACUAUGAAGACACGCAAUAAUAUGAAUAUGUGUUUCGGAGAAAUCCGUCUGGGCGUAUGAUACUACAUUAGUGUUGCUGACGGCAUUCCUUGCAUAUGCCAGGCAUGGAAUAUGUGUAGAAACUAUUUGUUGAGCAUUACAGUUUAUGUUUUUUGAAAAGUAAAAAAAAGUUAUAGAGAUAUUUUAAAACAGUUUAAUACUUUCAAAUACAUUUCUCGCAUCAAGGGCUCUUAAGUAAAGUUUCCUAAUGUUUUCUUGAGUUGAGGAGUCCCAGAGGAUGCAUAUUCUAUUAUUGGCCUAACCAAGCAACCAAUCUCAAAAAUGUCCUUAAUACAGAGCACCAUGGCACCAGCGGGUGUUUCCACUGAAGGCAAUAAAAGACCAUCUUACUCGGAGCUGGCCGUCGCCACAGAGAGGCCCAAAAAUAGGGCCAUGGUCUCCAAGAAAGCCAGACUUCAGAGCUUUCAGAAGUGGUCCGGCAAACAGGAAGUUAAGAUAGAAGAUUUGGUGUCAGCGGGUUUCUACUUUACAGGCCACGAAGACGACGACUCCACCAGAUGUUUUGCAUGCGGGGGUAUUGUAAAGGACUGGGAAGUCACGGACGACGCAAUGGUGGAGCAUGCACGGCAUUUUCCUUCAUGUUUCUUUGUCAGACAAGCCGUGGGACAAGAUUUUAUUGACACAGUCAAAGCGUUGAGUGAAACAGAUAUUUCCAACUCGAGGGUCAAACUCACGAAGCAAUCAGACUGUGGACUUCUUACAAAUGACAGUCAAACAAAACAUCCAAGCGACCCUGCUGUUCAGGCUGUUGUUGACCUUGGAUUUGACCUUGACACUGUCGCGAAAUUGGCUUUAUCCUUGAAAACAGAUAGCUGCACUCUUACAUCUGACCAGUUGAUUGACCAGCUUUACGACGAAUCAACUCCCAGCUCAUCACCGGACAUUAAAUCUCUGACCUCCAAUAGCAUUACACACUGUACAGAUUCCCUUGAAAUACUUCAAAGUCAGAACAUGGAACUUCGUCAGAUAUCCACCUGUAAGAUAUGUCUGGAUCAGCCUGUGGCUAUAGUGUUUCUGCCCUGCGGUCAUUUCGUUACCUGCCUGGAAUGUUCUUAUGAGCUGAGGAAAUGUCCAGUGUGUAGGGGCAUCAUUCAAGGCACAGUCAGAGGUUACUUACAGAGUCGUAUUACAGAAAGGCUAUAAACUAUAACACAAUUAUAAAAGGGUAUAAAAGGGAAAGAAUCACAAACUUACUCUUGAAGUACGGAGUACUCCAAGGAUCAGUUCUAGGCCCAGUGCUGUUUACUAUGUAAACAUACCCACUCAGCGGUGCCAUACGGCCCAUUGUCAUCUUAUACCAUUUCUUUGACUAUGACUCACAGCUAUACGAUUCCUCAGUACCCUCAGAGGUGUCGCAUCUGGUAUAGAAAAUCAGUGGUACCAUUGCAAGGGUGAGCCAUUGGAUGGUUAAGAAUAAGCUCAAGAUGAACGAAGACAAGACAGAAAUAAUUAAGAUUGGCACUCGGAACAACAUGUCAAAAGACGAGAGGACAGAAUCUAUUUUUAUCACGAACUGCCAUGUUCCUAAUGUCCAUGUAGUGAGGAAUCUUGGAGUUUUCUUCGACUUAACACUGUCUUUCGACUCACACAUAAAUCAGCUCUGCAAGGGUCUUUAUCUGCAGCUGCGAGGAUUAGGCCAGAUCCGACCAUAUUUAACAGCGGAGUCAACAAAAACGCUAGCUGUGGCAUUCAUACUCUCCCGCCUUGACUACUGCAACGCCGUGCUAGCAGGUAUGCCCGAUGACAAAAUAGCCACGAGAUUCUGCUACUACGCUCGUGCGCAUUGGCUUCCCGUGAAAGCAAUCGAAUACCAGGUCGCCACACUUUGUCAUCAGUGUAUAUAUAACAAUGAAAUGCCCGUAUACCUUAGCGAACUGAUCACUUCAUAUGUCCUCCAGAGAGCCCUGCGCUCAAUGGACUCAACGCUUCUAGUGGUACCACGUUUCUCCCUCAAAAGCUAGGGUCUGCGGGCUUUUUCAGUGCAAGGACCAAAGGUUUGGAACUCACUCCCCAUCAAUCUCAGACAGACAACACACUACACUAGUUUUAAGAAUAACAUUAUUCCUACCUGUUUAAAACGUUUUUAGAUUAGUUUGUCAUGUUGGCUCUCGUGUUUGUGUUUGUAAUGUAAAAACAGCGCCUUGAGCCUACAUUUUGUUUGUUAACAGCGCUUUAUAAAUAAAAUUAUUAUUAUUGUAAUAAGCUUUUUUUUAAACCAAAACAGUGUCUGUCUUUUGUCUGGCAAAUUUUUUUAACAAGUUAUCUCUUCCACUUCUCAUACUCAUAUCAAAUUGAAACUUGGCACAAUUAUUCAAUUCAAUUUCUCCCAACAUAACACAAAUCAAUAAAAAAAUUAAUUGUAAUUAAUUAAUAUUUUUAAAUAACAAAAAGGGGAAAUAAACUUUAUAGUAUUGAGAAAUAUCAUGUGGGGUCCUUCUAUAUAUACUACUUUUUUACUAUUUUUAAUAGACCUAAAGAAAUAAAGCCGUAAACAUUAGUUCAUUAAUUUAUUUAAACAUUUUAUAGGGAUGCGCUUUUUUUUAGCGGCCCCCGAAAGGGGAAAAGACGCUAUUAGUUUUGUGUGGAAUGUCUGUCCGUCCCGUUUAGAUCUAGUAAACUAGAAAAGAUAGUGAAAAUCUGACACCAUAAUAUUUUAGUUAGACCAUUUAAAAUUCUGAUGCAACGGCUACUAUUUUCAUUUCUGAAAGCGAAAAAUCUAAUUUUUAAAUCCCUUUUGCAAGCAGUUUUUUUCAUAAAAUACACCACGUUUACAACUAUUCACUAUUAGUAGUAACAAACACGGCAAGCUAUUUAGGAGGGGAGAAUACAUAGUACUGUAUUUUAAACAUAUUUAUACAAAUAGUGUUAUAUUUUUUGUCAAAAUAAUUUUUUAUUACAUAAUUAUUGCUAAGUUAUGUAAGUUCCGUUAUACUAAUUACUACAUUUACACACACAGAAAAAGUUUUCUUUUUUUUUAAAGAGAAAAAAAAAUUAAUAUGCAUAUAAGUUGGGCAGAAUUUAAAACAACAAUUAAUAAGUAGUUUUUCAUAUUUUCCCGUGAACACAAAAUGGCCAACGCAAAAAAAUGCACUGAACUAUUUUUUUUUUUUUUUUUAAAAUGUUUUUUUGUUGAGGAUUUGAAAAAAAAAGAGUAACCCUUUAUAAAACAAUUAGAUCCAUUAGAUAUUCAUUAUAAGACAUCAAUUAGGCCAGGUUCACAUCUAACGUGACAUUCACUUUCACAUAUCCUUUGAUCUGCUGGACCGCUGGGGCACCACACAAGAUCUGUUAAGCUUGUUUUUCAUUCUGAUGUUCUUUAUGAAAAUAUCGAAACCUGCUUUUUACCUGCCAUGUUGGACCACUUCGGUUGCCGAUUUUGAGUUUGUGUUUCCACACAAACUGUCUUUGUGAUAAGGUUUCAAAUGCUCUUGUAUAAAACAAAAAGCUUGUCUCGGGAUGUAUUUAAGGAAUAAAGUAAACACCAAACCAGCUGGAGAAUACUUACCCUAUUAUUUAAGGUUAUUUUUUGUUCUAUUUCAUUGUACCUCUACUCUUUUUUUAUUCUCUGAAAGCCCACAAAAAGAGCGACAGAAAGAGAGUGGGGCAGAUAGAUACUGAUGUAAGAGAAAGAGACUGAUAGAGAGGCAUAUACUUAGAGAGAGGGAAAAGGAAAGAGUUGGAGAGAAAGAAACAGCGUUAGAGAGAGAGAGAGAGAGAGAGAGAGAGAAAGAGAGAGAGAGAAAGGAAGAGAGAAACAAAGAAAAAGAAAAAUAUAUAUAUAUAUAUAUAUAGAGAGAGAGAGCAGUUGUCUCA